This is a messenger RNA of Dunckerocampus dactyliophorus (ringed pipefish), 2157 nucleotides long. Its product is annotated as protocadherin gamma-A12-like. Gene Ontology annotation, biological process: homophilic cell-cell adhesion. Lineage: Eukaryota; Metazoa; Chordata; Actinopteri; Syngnathiformes; Syngnathidae. The coding region runs from base 1 to 2157 and encodes 718 amino acids. The record is from RefSeq and is a predicted model, not a curated record. The transcript has 2 exons. Gene Ontology annotation, molecular function: calcium ion binding. Gene Ontology annotation, cellular component: plasma membrane.
AUGAAGAACAACAGAUUUGCGUCUUACGGCUACGGCCUCGCGUUUCUUUUUCUUUUCCUCCACACCAUCAGCGGAGACGUGAUCUACUCUGUCCCAGAGGAAAUGAAACGUGGAUCUGUGAUUGGGAAUAUCGCCAAGGAUUUGGGACUUGGUUUGGGCCAGUUAUCUUCUCGUAAAGCACGCAUUGAUCUUGAGGAUAACAACGUUCAGCACUGCGACAUCAACCUUAACACUGGUGACUUGGUUGUUCAGGAGAGGAUUGACAGAGAAGGGCUUUGUGGCAAAAAGGCUUCGUGUGUUCUUAAACAAGAACUUGUGCUAGAAAACCCAUUAGAGCUACACCGUGUUAAUAUUCGUGUUUUAGAUGUUAAUGAUAAUUCGCCGCAGUUUAAUGAAGACUUGCUAAAAUUAGAAAUCCAGGAAUCGGCAGACAAGGGUGAACGUUUUCUUCUCGGGGAAGCACAUGAUGGAGACAUCAGUGAAAACGCUGUUCAAAGCUAUACUCUACAGCAGAAUGAACAUUUCAAAUUAAAUGUAAACACUAAACCUGGUGGACGAAAGUACUGUGAACUGGUCUUAGACAAAGAAUUAGAUAGAGAAGAUAAAAAAGACAUCAUGCUUUCGCUGACGGCAUAUGAUGGCGGCACUCCUCAGAGAUCAGGUACAGUAGUCAUACACGUCACUGUGCUGGAUGCUAAUGAUAAUGUACCAGUGUUUAGUCAGACUGUUUAUAAAGCCAGUGUGCCUGAAAACUCUCCUCUUGAUACCUUGGUGAUCACAUCGCUGUCUAAUCCAGUCCCAGAGAAUGUUUCACCUGGUACUGAGGUGGGCAUCAUUAAUGUGCAGGACAGAGACUCUGAGCAAAAUGGACAGGUCCACUGCUCGAUUCAACAAAACAUACCCUUUAAGUUAGUUCCUUCUAUCAAAAACUAUUAUUCUUUGGUGACGACUGGACAACUGGACCGUGAACUAGUGUCUGAUUACAACAUUACAAUCAUUGCCACUGACGAGGGCAGCCCGCCUCUGUCAUCCUCUAAAAGUAUUCACUUAUCUGUAGCAGACAUCAAUGACAACCCACCUGUGUUUGAGGAACAGUCGUACAGUGCAUAUGUGAGUGAAAAUAACAAAGCUGGCUCCACUUUAUGUUCCGUUAGUGCUCGAGACCCUGACUGGAGACAGAAUGGUACCGUGAUUUAUUCUCUGCUAGCUUCUGAGGUGAACCGGUCCCCGGUGUCUUCCUAUGUAUCUAUUAAUGGAGACACUGGAGUGAUCCAUGCUGUCAGAUCAUUUGAUUAUGAGCACUUGAGGAGUUUUAAAGUCCACGUCAUGGCCAGAGACAACGGAUCUCCACCACUGAGUAGCAACGUAAGUGUCAGUGUGUUCAUAUCGGAUGUGAAUGACAACUCUCCUCAGAUACUGUACCCCUCCCCAGAAGGCAACUCCUUCAUGACCGAGCUGGUCCCCAAAGCUGCACAUGGAGGCUCUGUGGUGUCCAAAGUGAUAGCGGUGGAUGCAGACUCCGGACAGAACGCCUGGCUGUCCUAUCAUAUAGUCAAGUCCACUGAUCCAGGACUUUUCACCAUUGGUCUCCACAGUGGAGAGAUCAGGACCCAGCGAGACAUUUCUGAAUCUGACAGCAUGAAACAGAACCUGAUUGUGGCAGUGAAAGAUAACGGACAGCCCCCUCUCUCUGCCACCUGCUCCAUGUAUUUACUUAUUUCUGAUAACUUGGCUGAGGUGCCAGAACUGAAGGACAUUUCUUAUGAUGAGAAGAAUUCCAAACUGACGUCUUAUCUGAUCAUCGCACUGGUGUCUGUGUCCACCUUCUUUCUGACCUUCAUCAUCAUCGUCCUCGGUGUGAGGUUUUGUCGCAGGAGAAAGCCCAGACUGUUGUUUGAUGGAGCAGUUGCCAUCCCCAGUGCUUAUCUUCCUCCUAAUUACGCAGAUGUUGAUGGAACAGGAACUUUAUGCAGCACCUACAACUAUGACGCCUACUUGACAACAGGUUCUAGAACCAGUGACUUUAAGUUUGUUUCUUCUUACAAUGACAACACGCUGCCAGCUGACCAGACUCUGAGGAAAAGUCCUUCUGACUUUGCUGAUGAACUUCAUGAUUCAUUUGACCCUUUAGAGGUAAGCAACAGCUUUCAAAUUUGA